UUUUAAAAUUUACUUUGUUAGAAAGGCUCUUGUGUCUUUAAGAAACGGCGGUGCGUGCAAAGGACUAUGGGUGCACGCAGGACUAGAGCGCGGGAGAGCCGGAGAGAUAGGUAGCAAGUCAGCGAGCGGUAACUUAUAAUUAGUUAACUUAGUUGUUCCUGAAAGUAAUAAACUCCGUGGGUUAUGUAUGCGUCACUGAUGAACGUAAGUAUUGAGUUUAUUGAAUAAGUUGUAAUUAUCGCUGACGAGUGUUUUGUUAUACCUUAGGAAGGUAUUUACGUUGAUUUCCUAUCCAAUCAUUCCCUUUACUUCGAUUAUGUAUUGUGUUGGUGUGUUAUGGUAAUGGCUUUUGUAAGCAUUGUAGUAAUUGGUUUUCCGUUUAUCUGUUAUAGAACCAUACAUACAUCCAUUCAUACGUACAGGAAAUAAAACUCAUAACAACCUCCGUCCAUCUUGUCUACCCUGCAUCGUAAUUGAUAUCCCGCAGCGAGUACUACCCUCCUGCAGCAACUCGUACAGUUUUCCCAGGGGAGUGUGGCCCCCCUUUUCCACAUACUUUGAAAACGGACUCAAAUUAAGCCUAUACGAAAAAUUCAGAAGCCUAUACAGUCUCAAAUGAAGCCUGUUGCGUUUUUAUACAAUCGGCCUGGGAUUCCGCUUAACGUCACGCCCGAAGCUCACACUUUGAUUGCAAACGGGAAGAAACAUAACUAUUGUCACGUACAUCGGCGGAUGUCAUCAAUUAAGCCUGCAUACUGGAGACUACAAAGGGACAGCACACGCAACGGGGGUUGCGAACCGUAGCGGUCUGCAGGGGGAAUCGCAGAAGCUGGAGUUUCUUAGAGCACUGCAUGGGUUUGGACAAACAUUAGGUAUUGGUAAUAUUACUGGACAAAAAUAUAUCGUUAUUGGUGUCCACCAAAGUUUCCAGCACUAGCUACAAGAAAUGAGAUUGAAUGCAUUUGCUCGUUUUUAUUUGUAUUUAUUUUUUUAAAAGUUUCUUACAUUAUAUCCGUGCUUUUUAAAGGUUAUAUCUCAAUUUUUCAAAAGUAAACACAAAAAGGAUGACACUUAAUGCCCCCUCCCUGCCCCCACCCUAUUUAGAACGUUAGGCGUUCCAUUACGUAAAAAUGUAGUACUACGUCAUGAUGCACCGCUUAUAAAUGAUCUGUUUGAUAAGGGAGAAUCAAACACAAACGAUUCGUGAGUGCAUCGUACGUGUUGUAAGAGCAAGUGAAGCUGAAAGACAUUGACAGUUAAGGUAAGGCCUCCCCUUCAAAAUGUAUACUUCACUUAGAUCAAAGGUAUUAAACUAAAAAAAACGCUGUGAGAUGCUAAACUACCGACCGCAAAACGUGCAGACUGGUGGGUGUCAAUUGCGCUGGAAUGACAUUACAUGGUUUUAAUUUUUCUCUGAUAUCGGCCGGCCAGAUACAGUAAUUUGUUUGAGACCCCUGAAUUUAAAUAAUAAUUAAUUUUUAUAACGAUGGUGGCCUAUAUAAUGUGCCGAUUUACUUGUGAAGUUGUUCAGCUGGUUGACAUGGCAUUGAUUACUGCUUUUUAAGAAAGUGCAUGUAGUCUCACACUGCAGAAGUCCAUUGCUCAGUUGUCAGCAUGCUCAGCGUGUCGCCUGUGAUGUGUCCUGCACAGCAGCAGGCUACAUUGCGUUUAAUGGACUAAUACUUCUUCAACCCAUUAAAUGAUUCCUUUCUCUCUCCCUGCCAGUGAUGGCACCCUCUAUCAAUCUCUUCACCUUCCUCGUCCUGUCCCUGGUGGGGGGCAGCUCUUCAUGGGACGAAGCUUCUCCUUGCGGAUCCGGCUCCAUCCUGACAAGGCCCUACACGGCCUUGUGUGAGCUGGAUGCGGUGUGGGGCUUGGUGGUGGUGGUGGCGGCAGCGGCGGCGGCCCUCGCCUCGCUGAUCCUGCUCCUGGUGGUACUGUGUCGCCUGCGGAAGAUCACAGAGGCUGAGGAGCGCAGCGGGGUGGCGCCGCUACUCCUGCUGCUCGCAGCCAUAUUUGGGCUUUGUGGCCUCAGCCUGGGAUACAUCGCUGAGCAGCAAGAGAGCCUCUGCUUCGCCCGGCGUGUCCUGAGGGGGGUGUUGCUUGCUAUCUGCAACACAUGCCUCGUGUUUCAUGGUCUGCGACUGCGCCGGUUGGGACAAGGUGCUCAUAGCCCCAGCACAGGUCAACUGAUGGGGCUGGCGGUGGCCUUGGCCGUGUUGGAUCCGGAGUGGAUCCUUCUAGCCACGAUGUCCACGUGCCAGCCAGCCUGUGAAUACCAGCCGCUGGACUUUGCGCUGGCCACCACUUAUGUGCUGGUCCUGCUCCUGGCAGCACUGGUGGGGGCGGCCUGCAGUCUGUGGAGGCAGCAGCCACGGUGGAGGUGCAGGACCAUGUGGCUGCUCAUCACCUGCCUGGCCUCAGUCCUGCUGUGGGUGGCCUGGAUCACCUUCUGCCUGUAUGGCAACGCGGCGCUUGGCCUGCCCCCAACAUGGGACAACCGGGUACAGGCAGUGGUGCUGCUGGCACAAGCAUGGCUGCUCAUACUGCUGCACGCUGCUCCUGAGGUCCACGCCACCUUACGGCCCCCAUCCCGCAUGAGAGAGGCCAAUUUAGAGGAGGGCCUUUCUCACCUGUAGUUUGGAGCAAACCGGGACUUCGUGUUCAGUGACAACAACUCAGGUGCCCUCCCCAGCCCCCAGGAAACAUUACAU
This is a messenger RNA of Brienomyrus brachyistius, 2714 nucleotides long. Its product is annotated as G-protein coupled receptor family C group 5 member B-like. The record is from RefSeq and is a predicted model, not a curated record. The transcript has 3 exons. Gene Ontology annotation, molecular function: G protein-coupled receptor activity; protein kinase activator activity; protein kinase binding. The coding region runs from base 1728 to 2639 and encodes 303 amino acids. Gene Ontology annotation, biological process: G protein-coupled receptor signaling pathway. NCBI's taxonomy places the organism in Eukaryota, Metazoa, Chordata, Actinopteri, Osteoglossiformes, Mormyridae. Gene Ontology annotation, cellular component: intracellular membrane-bounded organelle; extracellular exosome; plasma membrane.